AUGAUUGAGGAAACAAAAAUGGAUCCAACAGUUAGCAAUCCCUGGGGUGUAUUGCCAAUUAAAAAUGCAAAAUAUGCAAAAAGCUGCAGUGAAAUCCACCUUUCAGAUAGAGGAAUUGAGAAAAUCGAUAAUUUUUCAUCGUUCACCAAUUUAGAAGUUCUAUGGUUAAAUAAUAACAAAAUUCGAAGAAUAGAAAAUUUAGAUGAAAAUUUUCGAAUAAAAGAACUUUAUAUAGAAAACAACUGCUUAAUCACAUUAGAUGGCUCAAUCAAAUACUUCAAAUUCCUUCAAAAAUUCCUUGCGGGAAAUAAUAACUUGAGAGGAUUAGAUAAUGUCCUUAAAAUCUUAUGCAAGUUUUCAUGCUUGGAGCAUCUAAGUAUUUUUUAAAUAGAUCUUUAUGGAAAUCCAUGCGCAGAAGAGCCUUAUUAUCGCAUGAAAGUAAUUGCCACAAUCCCAUCUCUGAAAAUUCUUGAUAGACAUGGUAAUUUUUACUAACUCCCCAGUGAGUGAACAAACCAUUGAAAAAUCCCUUAUUUUUGCCCACCCUAACACCCUCCAUGAGUGAACAAAAAUUUUUUAUGAAAAAAAAAUUUGAUAUAUAAAUGAUGAUAAUUUAUUAUAAUGAAAUCUCGAGCUAAUUCUGUUUAAUUUUAAACAAAUUGCGUUUUAAACAUAAAAUUUUAUAGAUUAAAUUAAUAUUUGAUCCCCAUUUUUUGCAAAUUAGGAUUUUUUUUUAAAUUUCGAAAAAAAAUAGUUUUUCUAUAAAAUUUAUAUAUAGUCAGCGUCACUAACUAUACAAUUUUUUUAAAAACAAAAUUUAACCCCCUCAGUGAGCGAAAAAAAUUUUUUGUUCACUCACGGAGCGGGGAGAGUAAGAUAUAACUGUUCAAGAAAGAAUCAGAGCUCAAAAGCUCCUUAUCAAACUAAGUGAAGGCCCUACACAGUCAAAGCCUAAGCAGUCAAAGCCGAAAGCAUCCACCAUAAGUACAGGAGAGCGAGCUCUAGCCCAUGAAGUAAAAGAAAUAAAAAUUAAAAACGAACAAAAAGAAGCAGAAGAGGAAAAAAAUUCCAUCACCGUUUUCGGAUGGGACAAAUACCAAGGAAAGCCUGCACCUAUUGCCAAAAAAGUUCUAGAAAACGCAAAGAAAUUCUGAAAUUCUCAAGUGAGUCGAGCACCUGAAUGGGAAAAUGCUGAAGAAGAAGCCAUAAAAAACGAAAUUAAAUCGCUAUAUGCGAAAGCGAAAAAAGAAGAAAUGUAUGGCAGGAUGGAUGGAGCAAAAGAGUUUGCGUUUCAAGCUUUAAGACUGCAAGGAAUACUUGAUAAAAGAGAAAAACCUGUAGAAGAGGUCAAAGUUGAUGAGCUUCCAGAGAAGCCGAGGACCGAUUUUGUUAAAAUUUUUAGGUACAGAGGAGAAACAGAUGGCCCUUCACAUCAACUGCAUGCGUUACUAUAA
Blepharisma stoltei is the source of this 1454-nucleotide messenger RNA. NCBI's taxonomy places the organism in Eukaryota, Ciliophora, Heterotrichea, Heterotrichida, Blepharismidae. The record is from the annotation of a GenBank genome assembly.